AUGUAUUUCCUGCCUCUAUUCCCGGCCUUCCUCAUUGUCACCAUUGGCAUAGCACUAUAUGCCAUUGGCUUGGUGGCGCAUAGAUUCUUCUUUGCUCCUCUGACUGGCUUUCCUGGCCCUACGCUUGCAGCCGUAACUGGAUGGUAUGAAUUUUACUAUGACUAUUGGUUCAACGGCCAAUACAUCUUCAAGAUUGAGGAGAUGCACAAGAAGUAUGGUCCAAUAGUUCGAAUCAACCCCGAGGAGCUUUCAAUUCAUGAUCCUGAGUUCUAUAACGAGAUAUAUGUCACCGAAAGCAAGAGGCGCACAAACAACUACGAUGUAUUUUGCAAGGGAAUCGACUUUGAUGGUGAUUCAUACCACCCAUCUGUAUUAAACAUCUCGCUGACGCAUGUGAUCACAGGCUCUCAUUUAUUGACGACCGAUCAUGAUCUACACCGACGGAGAAGAAAACCUUUAGAGCCUUUCUUCUCCCGUAUGGGGAUUUCUCGCCUUCAGCCAAUGUUGGCCGAGGUGGUUAGGAAGCUUGAACAGCGAUUGAUGGAGUACAGAGGAACAGAUCAAGUAAUUCGUCUGGACCAUGCCUUUUCUUCUUUCUCGGGGGAUAUCAUUGGUAAGAUUUGCUGGGAAGAUGAGAAGGAGUUCUUGGAUGAUCCCGAUUUUGCACCGGAAUGGUACAAUGUCAUUCAUACGAUUGUUCGAUCCAUCCCGCUCUUCACAGGAUUUCCAUCGCUCGUGCAAAUGCUUGGAUAUAUCCCGGAAUCUGUUCUCCUUUGGGCUUUUCCCCAAGGCCAAAGUUUUACCAGAUUCAAGACAAUUGCACAUCAGCAUAUUCUCAAAGCCAAACUGGAGAAGUCAUUUACCAAGAGCAAGUCAACAUCAGUAAAUGAACAUGUGUCACUCUUUCGCUUCAUCGUCAACAGCGACAUGCCGGAGUCAGAAUUGUCGGAUGGUCGGCUGGCAAAAGAAGCCCAAGUAGUCCUUGGUGGCGGCACUGCAAGUACAGCUCAUACUCUCGGCUUCGUAUCGUAUUACAUUCUUUCCAACAAGCAUAUACAGACAAGACUUCAGGGUGAGCUCAGAGAGGUCAUGGUGGGCUGGCCUCUUAAAGUUCCGUCUUGGGCAGACUUAGAGCGUGUUCAAUAUCUUCAGACACUUAUAAAGGAGGGAUUGAGACUAAGUUAUGGAGUCAUGCAUCGAUUGCCCCGUGUUUCGCCGGAUCUACCCAUUCAAUACAAGCAAUGGACAAUUCCACCGGGAGCUCCAGUCGGUAUGUCCGCAUACCUAAUGCACUCCGAUAAAAAUGUGUACCCCAAACCAAGCGAAUUCAUUCCAGAACGCUGGCUUGGGGAUGUAAAUCCUGCGAUGUAUAGAAGCUACGUCCCAUUCUGCCGCGGAUCUCGAAAUUGCUUGGGCAUGAACCUGGCACAAGCAGAGAUGAGUCUGGCUAUAGCUGUACUUUUUCGACCAGGUGGACCUAACCUUAAGCUUUACGAUACUACCGAGAGAGAUGUGAAGCAGGUGCAUGACUUUUUAAUACCACUUCCAGAUGUGCGCAGCAAAGGGAUGACAAAUCUCUAUCAUGCGAGUCGCGCCAUCGGCGAACCUGCAGACGUUUCUUAA
Molecule: messenger RNA, 1623 nt
Organism: Sclerotinia borealis F-4128
Lineage: Eukaryota; Fungi; Ascomycota; Leotiomycetes; Helotiales; Sclerotiniaceae
Source: the annotation of a GenBank genome assembly